AUGUCCAAUAAACAAACUUAUAUUAAAACCAUUUUAUUAUCACAACGCUUAAAAUACAUGGUAUCACAGCUCAAAUGUCAACAACAAGAAGAAGAAGCUACAUCUCCUACAGAAACAGUGGUUGCAUUUGGACAAGAAGAAAAAGAUAAACCGUUGCCUAGUCCACCGUCCUUAUACAUGAUGUCAUUUGAUUCUGCUAUUGAUAUAGGUCCUGUACGCAAUAAACCUUUACCAGCAAUAACACAUUCCAUCAUCCAUGUUAAAAGGAAAUAUAAUGGCGUAAAAGGGUUAUUGACUCGGUCAUUUCAGAUUCAUGAUAUACUCGUAUCUCGAAAUUAUUCAUUGGCAACAUCAUGCUUUGUGAAACUAUUUGUGUGCAAGGAUAAAAACACAGGACAGAUCAAACAAGUCUUAAAAGUGUCCAUGACAAGUCAUCAUCGGCAUGAUUUAUACGUGAUACCCCAAUGCACAUUUACAUUUCAUCAUGCACAUACUAUGCUAAGUAAAGCACAAAAGGCACGAGACAAUCUAUUACUAUGUGAAGUGACGGAUCGAGAAAUCCAAUCCGCUUUAUUUACAUGGUUAACUUAUCAGCAACUUCCAUCCACCGACUUGGUAACGCAUGUGUUACGAGAAGGAUUAAAGAUCUACGUUGUCUAUAAUAAAUAA
This is a messenger RNA of Mucor mucedo, 669 nucleotides long. RefSeq lists its product as uncharacterized. The transcript is spliced from 2 exons. The record is from RefSeq and is a predicted model, not a curated record. NCBI's taxonomy places the organism in Eukaryota, Fungi, Mucoromycota, Mucoromycetes, Mucorales, Mucoraceae. The coding region runs from base 1 to 669 and encodes 222 amino acids.